This is a messenger RNA of Daldinia decipiens, 1984 nucleotides long. Its product is annotated as PR-1-like protein. The coding region runs from base 445 to 1386 and encodes 313 amino acids. NCBI's taxonomy places the organism in Eukaryota, Fungi, Ascomycota, Sordariomycetes, Xylariales, Hypoxylaceae. The transcript is spliced from 3 exons. The record is from RefSeq and is a predicted model, not a curated record.
AUCUACCCACCAAAUCUUGCAAGGUACGUGAACAAAAAGUUCUUUGUCUCCCUACGUCCCCAUAUUCCCAGCAUCAAGGUGUGUUGAGCUUUAUUCCUUGAAGGCGAAUAUGGUUUCUCUUCUCCCAUACAAAGCGUACCUUUUGAAUAAAGGAAACUCUUCCAAAUGGAAGACAUCUAGACCAUAUCUUGGAGAAGAUGUCAACAAACAAUAUAAAAUCAAAACCACACUUGCGUGACUUCUUGCGACUGCUUGUCGCUCCAAGUUUUUCUCCCUUCUGUAUAAUACUCUAUCACUCACUGAAACUACAGUAGAUCGAGCCAGCAGACUCUGAUCAUAACCACAUUCAUUUUUCCUUUCUAUUCCUAUAUACGUAUUUUUAGCGUUGCAUAGUACUCACCUUUUACAGUCAUUCGUCUUUUACUAGGCUUCACAUCGAGCGAAAUGAGGUCCUCGAUUUUGAUCGCCGCUGGCGCAGCAACUCUGGCUAUGGGCAGCCCUCUGGAGAAGGAGAAGCGAGCGAUGGAAACUGAAUGGGUCGUAGACUACUUGACAGUUACCGUUACCGGUACUGAGUCAGCUAAGCCAACAAUAUUCUGGGGCGGCCCGAAGCAACGUCCCGCAGAGACAAACUCUCCUUACCCUGUUGUAACCGAGACUCCCGAGGCACCAGCCCCUCCCCCUGCCCCGGAGACAACCGCGCCGUCUGUUGUGGUUGUUACUGUGACCCAAGGCUAUCCCACUUCUGAGUCCACUCCGGCACCAGUUGUACAGGAUCCUGCGCCCGCACCGGCCCCUGAAACGCCUUCUCCUUCCCCAUCCCCGUCCCCAUCCCCUUCUCCUGAGCCCGCCACCGCCGCCGCCACCGAUUUCGCUGGUGUGGCCGUUCAGCACCACAACUUCCACCGCUCAAACCACUCCUCCCCGGAACUCAAGUGGAGCGAUAAACUUGCUGGUUACGCUUACCAGACCUCCCUUUCCUGCAAAAUGGUGCACGAUAUGGACCAGGGUGACAAGGGCUAUGGCCAGAACUUGGCCAACUGGGCACAGAGCGUGGAUGCUUUCAAGUUAGGUGAUAGCGGCGCUGUCAAGAUGGCCGUCAGCGAUAUGUGGUACAAUGGAGAGUUCAACAACUUCCUUCCAUCGUAUUACGGCCAGGAUUCCCCCGACAUGUCCUUCUUCGAGAGCUGGGGUCAUAUGUCCCAGCUUGUCUGGAAAGAAUCGACUGAAGUUGGCUGCUCUUCCCAUUACUGCGAGAAGGGAACCAUGUACGAUGACUUUGAUGCCUGGUUCACCGUGUGCAACUACAGCCCUCCUGGCAACGUUGGUGGUGCUUACGGCAGCAACGUCCUUAAGCCUCUCGGCAAGUCUACCAUAACUGCGUAAACUGAUUCCAAGAAUUAGCAUUGCGCUUUAGGCAGUAUCUCGCUGGCAAAGGCAAUACACAUACCACACAAAACUCCCUUCGAUUCUUCAGUGUACAAUUCAAUACACAAUUUUUACAAAACCAGCACUCGCAGCAUGAUUGUUGAUGACAUGGAAAACCGGCGUGAAUGGGGCACCAGGGAAAGGAUGGUCCUGGAUUUUAGCAUUUUUUUUUCGAUUCGUUGUUGGGCUUUGAGCCAUUGCAUUUUUCUCUUUUUUGGUGAGACUUGUCAUUUCUCUAGAAUAUGACCUUGCAUUGCCCCGGUGGAGUUGAUGGCUUACCCCCCGCAAUGCAUUCAAUUAAGUCUGAACUAUUUAACAACAAACUCGUCUUCACUUCUUGUACCUGUCACUUUUCUUAUAUCACGUUUCGCUUUUUUGCAUCAAGUCAAGAGGGUGACGCUCAAAACUGAGUGCAUUACCUAGGUUCUUAAGGUCAGGAACGGUUGCCUACAGACUCGGAUGUUGCAGUCGGAUUGAUCCGGUUGUGGAAUAAAUCCCAGACCGUAUCUUCGUUGUAUGUAGAACUCAUUCAAUGCUAACGACGACUUAUGAACUA